AGAAGGCAAAGUUACUUCCUCCUCCUCCUUUUUUUUUCUUUUUCUUUUCUUUUCCUUUCUUGAAAUUAAAAGACUGUCCACAUCGUCAUGAGCAGCAGACGGCUGUGCCGCCACCAACAAACACCAACACCACGACGAACACCACGACGAACAAACACCCGCGCGGGGACGUGCGGGACCUCGGCAGAGCCGCCGCUCGCACGCGUGAGAGCGGGAGGGCUCUGAGAAAGCAACGAGAGUGGCACGCGACUGCAGGCAACUGACCUGGCCGCAACCGCUGCUGCCCCUUUUUUGCGGGUAAACCCUUUCAGGUGGUAGAAACGACGACGGCGGUCGGAUUUACACAACGGGCAUCUAUCUGCCGGGGAAUAUAUAUAUAGCAAACGCGCUGCGGCCACACCGUACCGCUUUUUGGCAGCCUUUGUGCGUGCGGCCCGGGGAGAAAGGGGGUCAGUCAGUGUCGUUCGCGGCGAGGGAGGCAAGCUUGGGACGCUGUGGCCUGGUGCCCAUAUAUUAAGGAGAGGGAGGGACGCCCUGUCAUCGUUGCGACGGGGAGUCGCUGCGAAAAACAGGGACAUCUUGGAUCGUGGGGUUUGCGCGGGAGGGAGGGCGCAGAGGCGCAGAGAUAUAUCGACUUGACGGCGCAGCGACGACGACGACUCGUGUUGCACAUGCAGGCACUCACACCGCGAUAUAACGUCUGUCUACCUCACGGGUCCCCGGGCUUCACUUCCGACGAGCACACUCCCGCAGUCACCAUGGCCCGACGAAGGAGCAGUAGUCGCAGGGCGAACUUCACCCUCAGCAACAUCUCCAUCAUCAGCACCCCCCUCCUCACCCUCCUCCUCAUCCUCCUCUCCAUGCUGCCUCUUCUCCUCCCCGUCGCGCACGCGCACGACCACCACCCCCUGCAAGCCUCCCCCGGCGACGACGGCGGCAGCCUCUCCCCGAACCUACCACGAGCCUCCUCCUCCUCCUCCUCCUCCUCCUCCCCAACAACCACCACCACGACGCAGAGCAGCGGCCCGGUCUUCUCGCCGCUGCACCAGCGCGACGAUGCGCCGCCGCCGCCGUACCAGCCCAUCGUCACCCCGCCGCCCGACCAGGCCGAGCGCCUCGCCAGCAUGGGCUACCGCCAGGAGACGUUCUACACGUGCAACACGGUCGGCGGGAGGGAGCACUGCGGCUGGCACAACCCCGUGGUCGUGGCGGCGGCGGAGGCCGCGCCGGGGAGGAGGCCGCGCGCCGCGGGCAGCGGGGCGGUGGUGGCGGCCGUGGGGUGCCUGGCGGGCGUGUUUGCGCUGGGGAUGAUGUAG
Messenger RNA from Purpureocillium takamizusanense, 1316 nucleotides. RefSeq lists its product as uncharacterized. The record is from RefSeq and is a predicted model, not a curated record. The coding region runs from base 672 to 1316 and encodes 214 amino acids. NCBI's taxonomy places the organism in Eukaryota, Fungi, Ascomycota, Sordariomycetes, Hypocreales, Ophiocordycipitaceae. The transcript has a single exon.